Molecule: messenger RNA, 7139 nt
Organism: Pomacea canaliculata
Lineage: Eukaryota; Metazoa; Mollusca; Gastropoda; Architaenioglossa; Ampullariidae
Exons: 14
Coding region: 224-3199 (991 amino acids)
Molecular function (GO): protein binding
Source: RefSeq, a predicted model, not a curated record
GCGGGGUGUUACCUGGGUAUACGUCAUCAGAUUAUGCUGUCCCCGGCCAUCAUGUCGUCUGGUUUCUGCGCAGUGUCUCAUGGCUUAUCCUUUUGACAGGCGCACACCUGUGUCAUGGCUUAGCUUCUCUCGCUUUUCGUGUCAGCGGGCUGUCGCAGUGGACACAAGGAAAGAUCAAUUUGUAAAUGAAAUGCCUUGAGGGAAUGGUAUUUGAACAAAUGCAAUGAACAUGGCAAGCUAUAAGAAUGGAAUGAACAAGCUUAUCUUGUGCCUCAUAACAGUGGUUUUGUGCAUUGAUGGACAGCCAGACUAUCAGAGGGCAGAGAUAGACCUUUGUGAAAAAGUACCAGGCUUUGAACCCAAUGGAGCACAUCUGUCUUCUGCUGGUGACAAAAUUAUGGCCUAUGUCAAUUGGACAGGGCCAAGCAAACCACCGAUGUGUCUUAUGAGGUUUUCAACAUGUGAAUCCUGUCGACUGCGUGUAACACCUUUGUCAACAUUUCAGUUCUAUCAGUGUGCCCCCUCAGAAAAUUAUCUACGCUUUGAUGGAUGGUGUGCUCCAGGAUGCACCUACCUACACUUAUAUGACCGAGACUACAGCAAUCAAACUGCGAGGUCUUACAGCAAUGAAACCAUUUUUGAAGACUAUGUGACCCAGUCACGAUUCCUCUAUGUCAUUGCCUGUGCCAACAAGAGUGUCGAAAACAGAAUAUUCAUGAAGAUUAACAUUUCCUCAGAAGUGAAAUCUUCUUUCUUUCAAGCCACUUCAACUGAUGUGGGGAAAAAAUAUAUAUUUACAUCUCCAUUUUUCCCAAACGAAUAUGCUCUUAAUUCAGAAGUAUACAAAUACAUAUUUCUUUGUGCCUCCCAAGAUGAGUUCAUUACUAUUUCGUUUGAUGACUGGCAGUUGGCAGAUACCUCUUCUCUAGCUUUUGAUAGUGCCAAUAUUGUUGGCCCAGUUAAAGGAUCAAGUAGUCGACCCUGGAUCAUCUCCAAUAGCUUUCAGCUGGUGAUGACGUUUAACACUGGAUCAUACUCUUUUGGAGACCACAUUGGCUUUAAGGCCACAUACUCAUUUUUCAAAGAAAAAGAUCGUUAUGACAUGCCAGCUGUUGUUACAAAUUGUGGUGACUGGAUAACUGACAGGGAAAGUGGAAUCAUUUCCUUCAAUCCCACAUUCAAUGGACGUGACUACUAUGACUGUCUCUGGGUUAUUGAAAAACACAAGAGUUAUGAUGGAGUCGUGGUGAAAGUUAUCAACUACAGCAUAUCAGGAACAGGUAUGUAUAACAGUCCCUAUCAAAUCAAUCAGCUGGAGAUCCGAAGUGGUCUUACUUCAGUAGGUCAUAUUGAGGAAACAGCUAAUCCAAGCACAAACCCUCGAGACACACCAGGGUUCAAUACUUUAAUUUCAAGAGAAGGAUUUUAUGUGCGCCUCAAGGGACACUACAGUGGCUCGAGAGAUUUUGUACUCGCCUUUGCAUCAUUCAAGACAGACAACUGCAAAAACUUGUUUCUUUGCGACAAUGGAAUGUGUAUUCCUUCGUAUCUCAGAUGUGAUGGUAUUGAUCACUGUGGGGACUAUUCUGAUGAAUCAUACCUGUUGUGUGGGCCAACUACUUCCAAUGGUGGAUCAGGAAUCCAGUAUGGUAGCACCCUAAGUGUGGGCAUCAUUAUACCGAUUGUGGUGUCUGUCUUUCUUUUGGUUGUCAUCUGCCUUCUGGUCAUCUUCAUUCGGCGCUGUCGUAAGCUGUCCAUCGAAGCUCACCGAUCUCGCCGGUUCGGUCAGCAUGUCAGCACCAUCAGUGGUACAGUCAGCAGCCGCCAGCGUCAUAAUAGGAGAAGAGGUCAGGGACCUGGAGCAACAUUCGAACCUCCACCUGCUUAUGAUGAUGUUCUCCAUUCCACACCUAUUGGCUAUCUGAAUAUGGCCUUUUCGGAUCGACAGUCAAAUCCUCUGACUGGAUUGCUGGAGCCACCCAGCUACGAGGAAACCAUGACCCCAACAGAGUCAUGUCCCCCAAGCAGUUCACAUGACCUGUCCUCAGACUCCAGUUCUCCAGAGACUGUUGCCCACUCUCACUUCUCCUCUUCUUACUCCAGUGACGACACACAUCCUGGUGAUGAUCAUCAUCACGAGUAUCAGGAUCAGUUGCACAGCAUUAACUCUGUGUCAUCAUCAGACGCUUCCAGUGAAGACAUGGACCAUGCUAAUGCAUGGCACAAUGCGAGGCUUAGUCCUGGGAAUGUAGCAUUGACGCCUAAAGGGACUGUUGAGCAGCCCAAUUCCCGUCGAAGCAUUGCAAAACCGGUGGAUGAGAACGUUUGCAGUGUUGAAGUGCCACUGAGUGAGUGCCCAAGCAACAAACAACUUAACCACAAGCAUAAUAAGAAAGGCAGUCAACAAGCAAAUGAGGAAGACUUAAACCAGAUUACGCCAUCCAUAAUGAGCUCUGCGAGAGAUUUGGAAAAUACAAGGAGAUUCUCACAGGCAGCUAUAACAGAGGACCCUUCAUUGGGCACAUUUUGUCAUGUUGAAAACUCUCCUGUAAUUUGUGUUCCCCCAGUUGUACCUAGUGACACACCCAGACUUCCUCAAACUGUGGAUAGUAGCUGCCGAGGAGAUAGAGAUGUUCCUAAAAUGGGAAUUUUGUCUGCUCAGUGUGGCACAGAUGCAGACAUGCUGCCCUCAAGGCAACGAGACCCGACACCUCAGAAAAGAUACACUCGUAACCCCAAUGCUUCUGAGUCAAAGCAGCCAAGACUAGAUGCAGAAGGCAGAAAGGUCCAUGAUGGAGGAAAAAGGAGGAAUCUUGGCAAGAAUGGUCACACACCCUACAGCCUGUUAAGUCGUUCCAUGGUAGACAUCAGCAGACAGGAAGAAGAAGUUAGUGUGAAGCCACUUCAAACCACUAAAAUGCUGAGUAAAUCAGUUGAUAACAUACAACACGCAUUACCAGAUGGGCAGUCUGUGCACAAAAGAAACAGACUAGAUUAUGGUGGCGUGGCAGAUGAUUCUGCUUUGUCCCCAGGCCACUGGAAUGAAGCAGCAGCUUUGCCUGAGCGUUGUGUACCUUUUGAGAGAGAUGCCGGCAGGGAUCAUGCCCUGGAUGGGAAAGAUGGGGCAAAACCAAUACCUCGUCCCAGAAAAUCUUUAUUACGCAAAAAUAAGUCAGGGUCAGACGUCGGAUCCUCAUGAGAGGUCAAAGAUAGAUAACUCUCAGCAGCAGCAAAGAAAGGAAAUGCACAAAGACCAGACAACUCUACAAAAGAUGAGCAAAUCCAGAAGUCAAGGUCAAGCAUGUCUAGUGAAGGAAGAAAUAUUCCACACCCUAUGAAUCACAGGCACAUGCAUGAUGUAGCCAAAGAUGGACAAAACAAUUCUCGAUCUGAAAGGUCUUCUCCAGGAUAUGAAGGUGCCUUACCGUCUGGUAUGAGAGAGAGGCAAGAUGGAUCUCAGCCCAGAUUCAGUCCUCCUGUGAAUUCUUUCAAUCAUGGCAGACAGGAGACCGGGAGGAGUGGCAUCGACAAGUGGCCAGAAUUGACACAGUCAACUGGAAAUGCUUCAGACCAAAACUCAAAGAAACUGCCAGGUCAAAUGAACAAUCAUAGUCAUGAUAUGCUGCCAAGAAAUAUGCAGCCUAAUUCAUAUCAGUAUGAAAGGGAGCAUUCUGGUCAACCACCCAGAGAUGCAGAACCUCGUAGUGAGAGCUCAGGAGGAAGGUUGAAAAGCUCAAGGAACCCUGCAGGUCAGAACAGUGGUCCUGCCCUUGACAGACCACCUCAACAAGGUGAUAAUAGAAAUCCAUGGCCUGAUUUGCCACAGCAUGCAAGAUUGCCUUCUGGACAGAAUAGGCCUCAAAAGCCUAGAGAUUCAUCUGGCGAAUUCAGUCAUCGUCGUGACAGGCCACCUCAACAAGAUGGAAGAAGUACUUGGUCUGAUGCAUCACAGCAGCACAGAAUGCAGCCUCAUGAUGGGCGAUCACGUCCACACAGAGAAGUAGCAGCUGAAGACCAGUUUGGUAACAACAGUAGCAGACCAUCUAGACAAGGUGGUGAAGGCCCUCCACAAUCAGAAGGAUUUCACUAUCCGAGGGGCCAGUUGCACGAGAAAGCACCUCAUUCGUCCAGAAACACAGCAGCUGUCAAUGAGAACAGUACGCACAGAAUGGGGCCUGCAGCGCCAUCUGCAUGGGGACAACCUGACAGCAGAAGCGCAGCUAGAGGAUUACAACAGGCAGCGGGUGGAAUAAGCCAAGGCAACCACUUUUCUGGGCAUAAUAGACCCAUGGACUCUCGUUUGGUGCAGCCAAAUUCAAGCAGAGAUGGGCAUGUAAGUUCCACAGCAAAGGCCAGAUAUAGCAAACCUGGCAUUGUGCAUGAUACUUCCACAGGUUCGCCAAAGGACUAUGCAAAUGGUGAGUCAAGGAAAGGUGCUGUAUCAAAUAGAGAAGGACAGGCAGAACCAUUUCAUCCAGAUAAUGCAUCUGUUUGUUUGCAGCUGGAAGAUAGCAAACCAGGAGACAUGUUUGUUUGACAAUGAAUGUACUAUUUCUAUGGCACAAGGCCACUGUAAAUACACCUGCAUAAAGUAGAUGCCACACUAUGUAAAUGUCACUCUAAAAUGUUUGCAGCUUAGUGCUUCAAAGUAAACAACACAGAAUGUAGACAUGUAGAGGGUAUGGGUUAAAUGUAGCUUCGAUCCUAAAUCCUUGUACUUGUGUGUGAAUGCAUGUGUAAAUAUUGUAAUGCAUGUUUCAUUAACGAGGCUAAUUAAAAAAAAAAAACAAACAUAUUGUUUAUAGGAAGCUCACACAUUCAUAUGCAAGUACAUUUGGAAUAAGGUCUAAAUGAAGUUAUAUAUGUACAAAUGGAAAGAUGUCUCUUUUUCCUGUGAAGGUGCCUUUAUUUGAAAAAAAAUUUUGUUUUUAUAUAUAUAUAGUUAUGGCAUUUGGUGGUGCAAGAGAGGCACAAGAAUGGACAAAUCUGGGCAUCCAUUGUCCAUUCACUUUGCAAGAUCAUCACAUAAUAAUUCUACCCCUUUUAUUGUUUUGGGCUGUGAGGCACAUCGAGAUUGUGCUGUAUAAGGGCUCUUUAAUAAUAAUAAGGCAAUUUUAUAGUAAGAUUGUAUUUAGCAGACAAAGGGAAUCUCCACUUCUCUCAAAUAAAAAUAUAAACAAAAUCACUUUUGUUUGGUACAGAUUGUUAAUAAUGUAACAUGCUAAUAAGGAAUGUAUUAAAUUUACAGUAUUAUAAUUUUAUGAUUCAUCAUGGUCUUUAGUCGUUUAAAAGUAACAUUUUAGCCAGUGGCAGGCAUGUUUUAUGUGGAUAAUAAAUAGCAGAUCAUCUUGAUGAUGCAAUAACCCUAGAUAACAUCUCCUUCAUGCAUGCCAGUAGUGAAUCAUCUCUGUUCAGAUUUUAUUUUUGGCAAUCUAGUUUUUUUGGUAGUCCAGUAAUGCAUUCCAUAAUUAUUUGUUAUAGUCAAGAAAUGUGUCAAAAUUUAACUGGAAUUUUCUUGAUUGUUUUUUAACUUUCAUAUUGUGUUUGUACUCCAAUUUCAAAUAAUAUAUAUAUUUAUACAUUUUUCUAACAUAUAUAAAAGAUGGUAAAGUAUUGCCAUUUCUUGCUUGCUGAAGAUGGACUAAGAGAUGGACUCUCAUGUCUUGAAGCAAAGAAGCCCGUAUUAUUCCAAAUGUAUUAGAAAAACCUCUUUAACACCUUCCUGAUCAUGACCCCCUCAAGACCUAACUUUUUUUUACAGACAUAUUUUGUUGCCUCCCCAACCCAGCUUAUGACUGACACUUUGUGCUUUACUACUAUGCUGUUUUUUUUUUUUUUUGAAGUUGCCUGUUGAAAAAAAAUUAAGUAUAUUUUAAAAUAAGCUGCUUCUGGCUGCUUGCCUUAUUUUACAAUUUACUAGAGAAAUGAAUGUAAAAUAAGUACAUUUUGAAAGAGACUGCUUGUUCUAUGGGUCACCUGUCAUUUUGACCCGAACUGUGUUGCUCCAGUUAUAGCUACUCUAUUGUUGUAAUGCUGAAAGUCAAAUCCAUCUAGACCUGAAAGAUGGUAGGGUUAUGUAUCAAUGUAAAAUAUUAUCAACAGAGCCAUGCGUUAUUUGAAAAAGUUCAGCUACCAUCUCACUAAGCAAAAACACAUUCAGAGAACAAAUUACACAAUGGUGCUCACCAUGGUUUUCUUUUUAAUCAUUGAUUUUUUUUGUGUGUUUUUUUUUUUUUUUUUAUCAAUUAUUAAAAAAAUUGUAAUUAUUCUUCAGUUUGGAGGAUCUGAUCAAAUUAUGUGCAUAUAUAUUUGAUGAACCAGGUGUUACACCAUGGGCAUUCAUUUAGCCUGUGCCUGGUCGAUUCAACUUUCAGUUUGGGAUACCCAAACUAGGACGUAUGGUUAUGACAGGGUUAAUAUAACCAAGGGAAUAUGGUUUUGGUUGAAAUGACCAGUGCCCGCUCAUUAUUGUCUUUUUACCAUUUUGCGCACAUCAGUUGAUUGUGCUUUAUUAACAGUCUUUUGCAGGUCACGUCUGUCAAAAUUAUUGUGACUGACUAGGCGCUAUUAUCAUGUUCAAAAAUAUAAAUGGUGCCUUUUAAGAGAGCCUCUUCAUUUACAUGUAUUGAUUUCUCUUACCUUUAUAAAGAAAUCUUCAAUCAAGUUUAACAAUGGCAGAAUAAGAUGACCAAGUCAAAGUGAAAAUGACAAAAAUGCUCUAUGAUAUGGUUUUCAAGAGCAUUUAGUUAAAUUUUGAAUGAAUUUAUAGGUGUUUGAAGUUAGGGUUCAUGGAAUAAAAGCAGACUGUUUGAUCUACCUGCUAGGGCCCUUCUAAGUUAAACUCGAUUUUGGUAGUUUCUAGGAAGUCUUAAUCGUGAGUUUUUACUGUAUUUUUCAUGUAAAAAGCUACAUGAAGAACUAUAUAGCUAAUGGGUCAUAGAGUAUUGUUUACAGUAUUUAACUAUAUUAUUAUUAAUAUCAGCAUUUAACUAUGUUAGUAUUAAUAUCAAUGUAUCAAGAAUAAUAAAGUGGUGGGAACUUUGAUCUUGUGUUACAGUUUACCAUUUUGUAAAAAUUUCUUUUGCCUAUUGAAACUUUUAUAUUUGGUUGGUUUUUAUAAUAAAGUCAGCCUCAAAGUC